AUGGACCAGGAAAAAGUAAAAGGGAAAAAGGUGGCUUUUAACCAGAAAUCUGGUGUGCCAUCUCCAUUGAUUCCUGAAACUACGUUAGAUGCUUCGUCACAAAGAAUAUUUCUAAUAUCGGUUUUUGUUCUUGCACAAGCUUGGAAAAUCUAUGAUUUAUAUAUUUUACGGAAUGAUGAUCUUCGAAAGGUGUUGUUAAAUAAACAGAUUCUGUAUUUUGUGUCACCAGAGGUCUUCUUUUUUAUCAAAUAUUGCUUUAUAGACUGCUCAUUACUGAUUGCUAACUUCAUUCUUAAAGUUCCUAGACUAACGUUGGGAGCACUAACAUUUAUUACUGCGGCAGCAUCACUCAGUACGAUUGAUUUUGUUUUGGCAUUUAAUGUUGGCUUUCCGACUUUUGUUUUCGGCAUUCCCUCCAUUCUCAAACAACUUUCAUUUUCAAGGGAACUUGCUAUUAAUGAAAAUUUUGUGGACCCUCUCAUCGAUCAAUCAUCACAUUUCAAGGGAAGAAAAACUCUUAGGUUUGCACCAGAUUCGUCUAUUCAGCUGAAUCCAUAUGAAGAUCAUUUUUGUUUGCAGGCCAUUUAUAAGAAACCAGUGGAAGUUCCCAUUGCAUACGAAACUUCUGCUGGGUUAAAGCUGCUUCAAAUCUCAUAUAAAGAUCUUAAUAACGGUAUUUCGACUUUGAACUAUACCGGUAGGGAUCUUAAAAGAUUACUUGUCAAAAAUACUCCUUCUUCUGGUGAAUAUGAUCCUGCCGCUAGCGAAUAUCAUAUGCUAAAGCUCCCAAUCGGAAGACCUGGUUCUUACUCUAUUAAAUCUGCAAUUGAUGGUAAGGGGAAGCAGAUCAAACAACAUAGAUCAACAAUGAUCAUACCCGUUUGUCCAGAAGCAUCUUUCAAUGACGGGCAAACUAAAGACAAAUGUGUUGGCGAUCUACUAGGUGACCUUUCCAUCAAUGUGUUGGGCGUUCCACCGUUCACAUUAUAUUACGAGGAAGAAAUUAACGGAGAGCUUUCGCACAUUCCAAAAUCCAUAUUAGUUCCAGAGGAGGACGACUUUUUCUCUCCACUUCUUUCCAAGGAAUUGUAUACGGGACAAAAGCAAAAGUCCUUACCACGAUUCAGUAGAACCGAUUUAAGAGAUAUUUCAUGGGCUAAGAGUAGAAGCAUCGAUGUCUCUAUAGGCAAGCGUUCUAUAGAAAAGUCUGGAAAUUACAUUUAUACAAUAGGUAAAGUGAUUGAUGGAUUUGGUAACAUAGUUGAAUAUGUUCCUGAUGGUACUGAUAGCGGUACCUUCCGCUCAGUAAAGUCACAUCCAUUACCUACUAUCAGUCUUGUGAACACAGAACCUAACAUUCCAAUUUUACAGCAGCAUGAAAAAUACCUUGAGGUUAAACUCAACAAUGUCCCAUGUAUGAGUUGUGAAGCCCCAUAUACUGUUGUUUUUAAGUAUGUUCCAGAGGGCAAUGGAGCUUCCGAGCAGAAACCAGAGAUAUUUAGCAAAAUAUUCGAUUUUAGAACCCCGGCAAGAAUACUAGCAGCCAGACCCGGGACGUAUUCAAUUGAAACAGCAUCUUCAAAAUAUUGUGAAUGUAAACUUGGUACCUCAACUUUGAGUAUUACCCAGGCUAAGAUACCUGCAGUGGACAUAGGGCUGGAAAGGAUCGUGGACAAAUGUGUCGGAACUACAGGAUUCAAGUUCAACUUCGAGUUUAUGGGAAGUGCACCAUUCAGGAUUGGAUACCAAAUUUCGAGGCUUGAUCCUUCCAACCCACAAAGAACAAUUUCUUUAGAGAAAAAGGGUUCCAUAUAUUCAGAAUCAACAGUUAAUGAGUAUGAGUUUGAUCCUCCAUCAGAAGGUAGCUUUGCCAUUGAAUUCUUGUCUCUAAGUGAUAAGUAUUAUCAUGACAAAGUUAAGUUUGUGAAUCAUGAGCAUAGAUAUGUGACUUAUUUCAAACAGAGGCCAAAAGCGUACUUUUCUAGAACCAACAAAGUGCGACAAGUGAGUGCAUGUAAUGGUGGCAGUGCUAAUAUGAGUCUUCAUCUUGAGGGUAAGGCACCAUUUGAUGUGACUUACAGUUUGAUUUCUCCGGACUACAAAAUAGAGUCAUAUCAAUUAUAUAAUAUCUCCGAGCCAGUUGUAUUCUUAACGACUUCUGUCCUAAGUAAAGGAGGUGAGUAUGUUUUGAGUUUGAGAAACGUUUCUGACUCUUCCAAUUGUCCGGUCGACUUUAAGGGUCAAGAAGUGCAUAUUCAUGUGAGAAAUGAUAUUCCUCUACUUGAUUUCUCUACGACACAUAACUAUUCGUUAGUUCAGGGUAAAGAACUUGCAGUUCCAUUAAAAUUAGAUUCUGACCACGAAAUCGACCUAACGUAUAUGUAUACUUCAUUUGACGGUCAUAAGAAAACAAAAACUUCGACAAUAAAUCCAGUCGAUGGACUUUCAGUGGUUGACGAAGGUACUUAUUCAUUGUUAUCAUUUCAUCAGGAUGGUUGCCCAGGUAAGGUGGGGCCUGCAAAUAGUAUAUCAGUGAAAUAUUUAGACAAGCCAUACAUUACUAUAAUUGAUAAGAGUGAUGAACCUACCAAUCAAAAUAAUGGUGCAUUCAGGGUGAGGGACAUAUGCGAAAAUUCAGAUGGUGUUGUCAACCUUCGAGCUUCCGGAGUUGGUCCGUUUGUCAUACAAUAUUCUGUCAGAUAUCCGAAUGGAGUAGUUGAAAAUAAAAGGCAACAACAGCCAAAUAGGAAUUUUGCUGUUCAACUUAAAACAUCGGAGAGUGGAAAGUAUGUGUGGACCAUUCGUGGAAUAUACGAUUCUAUAUAUACGGAAAAGGUUCUGAAUAACCUCGAGAGAAGAGGGAUAUAUCAUUUCAAACCAAUUCGCGUUGAGAGUGUGGUUAAUCCUUUGCCUCAAGCAAUUAUAACGAAUAAAAAUAAUAAGCUCCAGACUUGCAUUUCGGCACUUAAAUCUCAGAAGGACAUCAAGCCGAUUCAACUUUCACUAUCAGGAAAACUCCCAAUGGAUGUGAAAUUUACAUUAGUUCAUGACCAGGAAAACAAGGCAGAAAGCAUAUGGUUGAGGCAUUUGGAGACAAGAACGGUGAAUGUUAAUGCACUCUAUGAAUAUAUGAAUUUGGGAACAUACUACAUUUCCGUUGCAGAGGUCCGGGAUGCUAAUGGAUGCGUUUCUACAGAUAACAACGAUGAAAAGCUUACAAUUCAAGUGAAUGACGUUCCAAAGAUUAGACAUCUCAUUGAAGAAUCAUCGGUAAUAUCGGAUCAUGGCCAGAGAAAAUUGGAGCAAGCUGAUAUGGAAGGAGAUACAGAAGUUAACUAUUACUGUGUUGGCGACUAUAUUAACUAUAUGUUGAGUGGGGUUCCUCCAUUUACGGUCUACUAUGAAUUUAAUGGUCUGAAACAAGUGGUAAAGGUGAAAUCAAAUUAUUUCAGGAGAAGGGCACCUGAAUCAGGUGAAUUGAACAUCUUAGCAGUUUCCGACUCAUCCUCCAAAAAUUGUAUUGCAAAUUUUACGGAGGACACUAGGAAUGACUUAAAGGUCAAAGUGUUUGAUCUUCCAUCUGUUGAAAUAGAUUCUGGUGAGUCGGAUGAGGAGGAUAUAUAUGAAGGAGAUCAGGCAAAUAUUACGCUAAGAUUUAUAGGUCAUGCACCAUUCAAAGUGACAUAUGUGAGAAAGGACUUAUCGGAAGAGGGUAAAAUAGUGGAGACCGAGGUCAUCGACAACAUCAUGGAGAAUCAGUAUCAGUUUUCGGCGAAUAUGGAGGGAACUUACGAGGCAAUCGAAAUACAGGAUGCAUAUUGCAUCGCUAGAAACAAUCAAAUAUAG
Molecule: messenger RNA, 3846 nt
Organism: Brettanomyces bruxellensis
Lineage: Eukaryota; Fungi; Ascomycota; Pichiomycetes; Pichiales; Pichiaceae
Exons: 1
Coding region: 1-3846 (1281 amino acids)
Biological process (GO): protein import into nucleus; nuclear pore organization
Cellular component (GO): nuclear pore transmembrane ring
Molecular function (GO): structural constituent of nuclear pore
Source: RefSeq, a predicted model, not a curated record